AUGCCUGAAACUGUCAACAGACCCCCCGCGUCCGAAUACGCAAGUAGUGCUGGGAGGUCAAAUUCCUCCGGGAGGGGGCCUCGUAAGAAGUUUAAUGCCGAGCAAAAAUAUGUCUUGAACGACAUGUGGGAAAAGUAUGAAAAGCUGAAUAAACAAAGGUUAAAGCCGAGUUUCUUUCUAUAUCCUCAAGCAUUGCAAAAGAGAGUUGUGGACACCUGCAACAAACGCGCCAGAACGUACAACAACCUGUACCGCUGCUUCGAGGAACAAAACGAGCAGGAAUCACGGGACCGGGCCGAACUCGAAGCUUUCCGGCAAGCACGCACCGCUCAACAAGCCGCUCAACGGGCCCCUGAGCAAGCCGCUGGACAAGCCGCUGGACAAGCCGCUGAACAAGCCCCUGAGCAAGGCCCUGAGCAAGCCGCUGAAGAAGCAGGGGGUACUUGA
Molecule: messenger RNA, 447 nt
Organism: Metarhizium robertsii ARSEF 23
Lineage: Eukaryota; Fungi; Ascomycota; Sordariomycetes; Hypocreales; Clavicipitaceae
Exons: 1
Coding region: 1-447 (148 amino acids)
Source: RefSeq, a predicted model, not a curated record